Saccharomyces paradoxus is the source of this 1722-nucleotide messenger RNA. RefSeq names its product sterol esterase (gene YEH1). The coding region runs from base 1 to 1722 and encodes 573 amino acids. Gene Ontology annotation, biological process: lipid metabolic process. The record is from RefSeq and is a predicted model, not a curated record. The transcript has a single exon. NCBI's taxonomy places the organism in Eukaryota, Fungi, Ascomycota, Saccharomycetes, Saccharomycetales, Saccharomycetaceae.
AUGGGUGUUUCAACGGUGUUGAAAAGGGCUAGGAAUUUACUAGCAACGUUCAUAGUAUGCUGUUUUAUGGCAGUAGUGCUUGUCCUGGCGCUGGCACGCCAUUUUAUAAAUGAGCAUAGAGACACUAGGAGCUCAUCGACACAGAUUGAAGUUAGCGAUGAGAGUAAAAGAAACGUGCACCAUGACCACGUUCUUACGAGGACCAAUGCUUACUCGACGCCAUACCUUGAUUUGGAACAUGACAAGAAAAACGGCAUCGUUUACGAUCACACAAGAACGGUGAUCCGUAAAAAGAACCGCGAGGAGGGGCCCUCGUCGCUGCAUAAGAACCUUUUUCACAAAUUUUUAACAAAGCUUAUUUUUAGGUUUAUCGAGAAAGAAAAAGUUGCAGAAGGUGUAACGCAGGGGAAGUUCAAUAACAGCAACAAUGAAAUUGCCAAUCAUGAACCAAUUUUUGAAAAAGUUCCCGUUCAUUCUGACGAUCCAUUACAGAAUCUAAUUCUAUCGGAGGACUUAACAUUAGUUGCCGAUCUCAAUUAUUAUUUUAACCAGUAUAACAUCCAAAUAGAGGAGUUUAGAUUGGAGACUGAGGACGGGUUUGUUAUAGAUUUGUGGCACUUGAUACCAAAAUAUAGAACGACUGAUUCAGACAAGAAGAAGAGACCACCCAUUUUGAUGCUACACGGUCUUUUGCAAAGUAGUGGUUCUUUCGCAUCCAAUGGUAGGAAAUCUCUGGCAUAUUUUCUGUAUCAGUCCGGUUACGAUAUCUGGUUAGGGAAUAACAGAUGUGGAUUUAGGCCGGAAUGGAACGAUGCGAAAGUACCGACAUUGGCUUCCAGAUGGGACUGGGACCUUCGCGAAAUGGUCAAGUACGAUUUAACUCUGUUGAUCGAUACCGUCUUGGCUAAGACGCAGUUUGAAAAGCUUACCUUGAUCUCGCAUUCUCAAGGCACUACACAGGGGUUUAUGGGCUUAGUCAAUGAAGAUAAGUUCUUCCCUCCCGGUUCAGGAUCUAAGGACUCGUUUUUCACUUCUAAGAUCGCUAACUAUAUUGCCUUGGCCCCUGCAGUGUAUCCCGGUCCUUUGCUAAACGAGAAAUUGUUUGUUAAGCUUAUGACAAAGGAAAUCGACAAUCCUUGGUUCUUUGGUGAAACAAGUUUUUUUGAGAUAAUGAUGAUUGUAAGAAAUUUGUGCGUUGGUGAGAGCUUGUUUUCCUUUGUCUGUUACACGAUCUUCAAUUACCUAUUUGAUUGGAACGAUACCCUUUGGGACACCGCAUUAAGAGAUCGCCAUUUCCUGUUUUCACCAGUCCAUGUUUCAGUGAAGUUGAUGCAAUGGUGGCUGUCGCCCGACCCCAACAAAGUAAGUUUUAAAUUCGGUUCCCAUAAGAUGUUCCCUGAUAAUGUUAAGUGGUUUUCAGACGCGUCAAACGCUCCAAACAUCUACUUAUUUGUUCCGAAACAAGAUAGAUUGGUGGACGGAGAAAGAUUAAUUAAUCAUUUCGUUAAUGUGGAAUCAAAUGUCAACUGCAAGAUCUGGUACAUUGAUGAGUACGCUCACAUUGAUGUCCUAUGGGCACAUGAUGUCAUAGAGAGAAUUGGCAAACCAAUUUUACAGAAUUUGAAUAACUAUUACUCCAAGAAGCCAUCCAGCGCCUUUGAAAGUGAUUGUUCAGAUACAGAGGUAGAAACGGAGCUAGAAAUGGUUGCUGAGAAGGCUUGA